AUGUCCUUGAUAACGAUAGACAGGACACUUGUAACUCAAGAACAGAACUCGGAACAAUUAGUUAAUGUUGAAGAGGACUCCGAAACCGCCGUGGAAACUGGCUCGAAAAGCAGCCACAGUGAGGAUUUCUUUGUGCGCAAGACUAGUGCCGUGACCCUCAGCGUUAAAUCACAUAGGCGUAUAAGCGUUGUUCGCGACCAUGAUAAUCUGCAUGAGCACUUAAAACGCAUUCUUCAAAUAUUACGAUUCAAUGAUUAUGUGAAACUAAUUGUCAAACUAGAAAGCGGUUCUCCUCUUCUAAUCUGGUAUCGAUAUCUUGCUGUAAUUUCUACUGUUGGCUCUCAAAACACAACAGAGUCUGUGGUAAUGGGUAUCGAUGUUCACAAAGGAGACGUUUCUAUCGGUUUUAUUUUACCCAUUUAUCAAGAUAUGGUUAUUAAAUUAGAUGGCGAUGGAGGCUUUAAGCUAAUAACAAAAGAUAAUGUCCGUCUCUUCAAACCGAUAUCCGUUCAGGCUCUUUGGGCAGCACAUCAGGCCAUCAUGCAGGGUUGUAAAGUAUCCAGACAAAAUUAUUACCACUCCAAAGGCCCAAGUCAUGGUUGGGUAUCGCACUAUAAACAGCUUCCAACUUCCAAGCCCUUUAUGAUGUUUGAAUGGAAUAGAAUGGAGGAUAUUGAGGAUAUGGGUAGAGCCUCCCCUCCUAAAGACGGCAUUGAAAGACCUGUCUCUGAAGAUGAGCGAAAAAGCGAACAGUUCAAAAAUACUAUUCGGUUGAACCUUCAGAGAAUUAUGGGUACCGUGGAUUUAGAAGACGUUACUGUAGUUCAGCUUCGAGAAAUGCUUGAACAGCAGAUGGGAAUGUCACUGAAGGACCAACGCCAAUUUAUCGCUGACCAGGUGUUGAUUAUCUAUGGUCAAAUGGAUGUUCCCUCAUUUAUCUUUGACCAUCUCCUCCUGGGUAGCUCCUUCAACGCAUCGAACGGCGACGAGCUCCGUAGGAACAAUGUCACUCACAUAGUCAACGUCACUCGCGAAAUUGACAACUUCUUUCCCUCCGACCAAUUUGUCUACAAGAACAUCCGCGUCUACGACGAUGAAAAAGCCCAACUUCUGCCUUUUUGGGAUGAGACGUUCAAAUUCAUCAAUGAGGCUAGGUGA
Rodentolepis nana is the source of this 1158-nucleotide messenger RNA. The record is from the annotation of a GenBank genome assembly. NCBI's taxonomy places the organism in Eukaryota, Metazoa, Platyhelminthes, Cestoda, Cyclophyllidea, Hymenolepididae.